GCUUUACAAACGGUGUAAAGAAGGCGGGGAGUCAGACAGAGUCAAAGUAAGCGAAGUGAGAGAUAUUUUUCAUUCCUUCGAUGAUUCUCUUUCCAUGCAAGAAUGUGGAUACAUCAUUAGACAAGCAUUUCCAGGCUUACAAAGGCGGCGAAUACAUUCUGUGUGGUAUUAUUAUGGGCUAUCAUUUAGAGAUUCCAAUGCCAGCAGACAUAUAAUGAACAACAGUUCCAAGACCAAAGAAUCUCUGGACAAAGUGGAGUCCAGGAGACUGGCUCUUCAAGGAGAAAAAAGAAAGAUAAUCGCACCGAAUACACAAGUACAGGACAGAGAAAGGCCUGAAGUGGAUGAGAAAAACAAGCUAAAAAAUGGUCUUGCCUAUAAAAUUCCAAGUUUUAAUAUCGACAUGAGGGCACUGUCCCCUUUACAUGAAUGUACUUUGAUUGGUGAGGGAACAUUUGGAAAAUGUUUGUCUGGAAAAUACCAGAACUUGCCAGUUGCAGUUAAGGUGUUCAAAGGUAAUCAGUCUGUGAAGUCUAUUCAUCAUGAGGCAAGCAUACUUCUCCAGGUUCCGGGUCAUCCAAACAUUGCUAUGUUACUAGGUGUGCAAACAGUUCAAUAUCCCUUCCUUCUUCUAAGCCGACUUUGUCUCAGUGAUGGUAUACCGAUAACAUAUUCAAAGUAUUUACAUCACCUUGAAAGGACAGCUGCCCACCUAAAGAUUUGCCUUCAUUUGAUGUAUGAAAUAGCCGAAGGUCUAAAUCACAUCCAUUGUCAUUCAAUACUUCAUAAUGAUUUGAAAGGAAACAACAUAGUUGUUGAAGGAUCCAAAGAAGUCCAGCAUGCAAUUCUCAUUGACUUUGGAAAAGCUGGUAUGCUUCAAAUUAAAGGUGUACGUGGUAUACUAUUUUAG
Molecule: messenger RNA, 910 nt
Organism: Paramuricea clavata
Lineage: Eukaryota; Metazoa; Cnidaria; Anthozoa; Malacalcyonacea; Plexauridae
Source: the annotation of a GenBank genome assembly